This is a messenger RNA of Dichotomopilus funicola, 1494 nucleotides long. RefSeq lists its product as uncharacterized. Gene Ontology annotation, molecular function: zinc ion binding; RNA binding. Gene Ontology annotation, cellular component: spliceosomal complex; nucleus. Gene Ontology annotation, biological process: mRNA splicing, via spliceosome. The record is from RefSeq and is a predicted model, not a curated record. The transcript has 2 exons. Lineage: Eukaryota; Fungi; Ascomycota; Sordariomycetes; Sordariales; Chaetomiaceae. The coding region runs from base 1 to 1494 and encodes 497 amino acids.
AUGUUACUUGAAGAUCAAAGAUACAUUCAUGAGGACCUCGAGCGCCUCGAGCAGGGUAUUGCCGAUCGCAUGAGCGAGGAACCCAAACAUAUCCGCGAUCGCUUGAACCGAGAUCACGAAGUAUCGCAGCUCCUGGAUCAAAUCCAGCGCCAAUCCUCUGAACUUCUUCCUCUCUACGAGGACAGGUCCGGGCUUCGAUCGAAAGAGAUUUUCCAAAUCAGCACUGGCGACCCGCUCGACGAGUUUUACCGCCAAGUAACCAACAUCAGGGAUCACCACGCGCGAUAUGCGAAUGAACAAGCCGAGAAUUCGGAGCAAUGGUACCGACCGCGAAAGGGAGGCGAUGACCAGCCGUACCUUGUCGAGACCAUGUUCUCGGGCGAGGAGGCGUACGGACGAUUCUUCGACCUGCACAACUGCCACGACUCUUACCUGAACCUUCCGAACGCGAAGCGCCUGGGGUAUUUGCAGUACCUCGAGGUUUUUGACAAUUUUCAACCGGGAUUUGGGGGGUUGAAGCGGGCGGACAAAUUGACGGACCCGUACUUCAAGUAUUUGGGCGAUCUGAUGGGGUAUCUGGAAGGGUUCAUGCGUCGGACGCGGCCGUUGGAGAAUAUCGAUCAAGUACUAGAGACCUGGCAGCAAGAUUUCGAAUCGGCAUGGGAGCACAGCGAAGUCCCUGGGUGGGAAACCGACAAGGCAGCGAAAGCAGCAGCGGCCACGCGCACGCUAAGCUCUCCCGAUGCCGUUUGGUGCGAAGCAUGCGAAAAGGAGUUCAAGAACAGGAAUGUCUACAAUGGUCACCUGACAGGGCGGAAACACGUCAAGGCGGCCGAGGCGUUUGCGCAGCGGGAGGAGUCCCAGGAUGGUGCCGGGUCUGGUACAACAUCAGUCCAGCGUCUCAAGGAGAGAGCCGUUGCGGAGAGGGAGUUCCGCGUCAAAAAACUGACCGGCGCCAUGAACAUCGAGCGGGACGACACGCGAAUCAACGUCGAGAGGCGACAAGGUAUGACGGAACGAGAACGGCAGCAAGAGUUAGAGAACCUUUACAACAUGACAUCUGGGCCGCAAAACCGGGAGGAAGAGGACGAGGAUAGGGAUGAGGGCGACGACAAGUUCUACAACCCCCUCAAGCUGCCGCUGGCCUGGGACGGGAAGCCCAUUCCUUUCUGGCUGUACAGGCUUCACGGCCUGGGACAAGAGUUCCCAUGCGAGAUUUGUGGCAACUUUGUCUACCGUGGCCGGAGGGCCUUCGACAAGCACUUCAACGAGACGAACCACAUCACCAACCUCAAGCGGCUCGGGAUUACCAAUACCUACCUGUUCCGCGACAUCACCUCCAUCGAGCAGGCCGUGCGUCUUUGGGACAAGAUUCAACGGGAUCAGAACAAGGGUCAUAUUGACGACGGCGCAGUGGUGCAGAUGGAGGACGCCGAGGGUAACGUGAUGCCGGAGAAGGUGUACCUUGAUUUGCAGAAACAGGGGUUGUUGUGA